AUGUGUCAGAAUUAUUCAUUGCGAAGAUUCUGCGAGGAGUGGCGUAUCUGGAUACGACCUUUACUUAUUAUAACCUAUGGCAUAUUUGCGAUAAUCGUAGUGCCUCUGCUCAUUAUCAAUUCCGUCAAGGAUGGUUUUCAGCGUCGUGAUCAAUUGAUAUUAAUUGGUGGCUUAUUUGUUUUAUCAGCAGUGCCCAUAUCAAUUUGGCAUAUUAUUCAGCAUGUUGUACACUUUACAAAACCCAUUUUACAAAAACACAUCAUACGCAUAUUGUGGAUGGUGCCCAUAUAUGCCUUAAAUGCUUGGAUUGGUUUAUUCUUUCCGAAACAUUCAAUCUAUGCCGAUUCGUUACGUGAGUGCUAUGAGGCCUAUGUGAUUUAUAAUUUUAUGGUCUAUUUAUUAAAUUAUUUAAAUUUGGGCAUGGAUUUGGAAGCGACCAUGAUGUAUAGAUCCCAAGUACAUCAUUUCUUUCCUAUGUGUUGCAUUCGUCCCUGGACCAUGGGUCGAGAAUUUAUACAUAAUUGUAAACAUGGUAUUUUACAAUAUACUGUGGUGCGGCCAAUAACUACAUUCAUAGCGGUUAUUUGCGAAUUAUGCGGUGUCUAUGGAGAAGGUACUUUUGCCGGAAAUGUAGCAUUUCCCUAUAUAGUUGUUAUCAACAAUAUCUCACAAUUCGUAGCCAUGUAUUGUCUCGUUUUGUUUUAUAAAGCCAACAAGGAGGAUUUAAAACCCAUGAAACCUAUACCAAAAUUCUUGUGCAUUAAAGCGGUAGUUUUCUUUUUCAUUUUU
Messenger RNA from Lucilia sericata (common green bottle fly), 789 nucleotides. RefSeq names its product transmembrane protein 184C-like. Lineage: Eukaryota; Metazoa; Arthropoda; Insecta; Diptera; Calliphoridae. Gene Ontology annotation, molecular function: transporter activity. The record is from RefSeq and is a predicted model, not a curated record. The annotation marks the transcript as partial. The transcript has 4 exons. Gene Ontology annotation, biological process: transport.